Epinephelus fuscoguttatus (brown-marbled grouper) is the source of this 1672-nucleotide messenger RNA. Its product is annotated as chemerin-like receptor 1. Gene Ontology annotation, biological process: complement receptor mediated signaling pathway; positive regulation of cytosolic calcium ion concentration; inflammatory response. The record is from RefSeq and is a predicted model, not a curated record. The transcript has 2 exons. The coding region runs from base 131 to 1243 and encodes 370 amino acids. Gene Ontology annotation, molecular function: G protein-coupled receptor activity; complement receptor activity. Lineage: Eukaryota; Metazoa; Chordata; Actinopteri; Perciformes; Serranidae. Gene Ontology annotation, cellular component: plasma membrane.
CGACAACAUCACUGAGUAUUCUUAUCAGGAGCAUGCUUUCAUUAUCCUGUCAGAGUUUUACCAGGGUUACGGCUGCUGCAGACAUAUCUUCAUCCAACCGGCAUACUCUGAGAAAGCUCUAAAGACAAAAAUGGAGAAAAUUACUGCUACCCCUUUCUAUUACAUCGAUGCCACUGAUGUAUCCGAUGCAAAUGACUCUCUGUAUGAAGAUGACGAGUAUGCUGAGCUCAGAAAGUCUCUCCACUCCAUGUCUCUCGUUGUUUACUGCCUGGCCUUUGUUCUUGGUGUUCCCGGGAAUGGAGUAGUUAUCUGUGUGACCGGAUUCAAGAUGAAGAAAACAGUUAACACAGUUUGGUUCCUCAACCUCGCUGUGGCCGACUUCCUCUUCACAGCAUUCCUGCCCCUGAGUGUGGCGUACCUGGCUUUGGAUUUUCACUGGCCUUUCGGCAAGUUCAUGUGCAAACUUCAUGGCACUGUAAGCUCCCUGAACAUGUUUGCCAGUGUCUACAUUCUGGUGGUGAUCAGUGUGGACAGAUGUGUGUCUGUGGUGUGGCCCGUCUGGGCCCAGAACCACCGAAAUGUGCAGAAGGCGUCAUUUGUGAGUCUGGGUGUUUGGAUACUGGCUCUGAUUCUCAGCGCUCCAUACUUCAUCUUCAGGGACACUGGUUCCUCAAUGUACGAUGACGACACCAUCAACUGCUUAUACAACUUUGCAUUUUCUGAUGACUAUGAAACACCAUCUGUGAAUCAGCUGCGACAGUUUCGUCAUCAGGCCAUGAUCAUCAGUCACUUCCUCCUGGGAUUUGUUGUCCCCUUCACUGUCAUUGUCUCCUGCUAUGCUGUGAUAAUCCAUCGAAUCAGAAGAAACCACACCCUGGCCAGCCAGUCAAGUCGCCCUUUUAAGGUCAUCGCUGCAGUUAUCACCACUUUUUUCCUGUGCUGGACUCCCUAUCACAUCAUGGCUUUAAUUGAGGCAGUGAAAUACAUGCCUAACCACACGAGUGAAACAUUAGACCAUGUUAUCGUUAUUGGUACUCCUUUUGUAAAGAGUCUGGCCUUUCUCAACAGCUGCCUGAACCCACUGCUGUAUGUCUUCAUGGGCCGAGAUUUCAAAGACAGAGUUCAUAAAUCCAUCCUGAAUGUUUUGGAGACUGCCUUCCAGGAGGACAUGUCUCGCGCUAACACCUACAAAAAGUCUGCAGUCACCAGUCGAAGCAAGUCAGUGCAUGAUGGUGUGGUAUAAGAUUAUCAAUAAAUACAGGGCUGCCCCUGACCAAAUUGGGGCCCUAAGCGAAAUUUUAUUUAGAGGCCCCCAUCCCAAAUGUAUCAUAGGUACAAAAUGACCGUACAACAACUUGCCAUUUAACUUGACAACCUUUAUUGGCAAUAACAAAUUUACUGUAGAUACAGUAGUUUAGCUGUAUGAGUCAAAUGCAAUAAAAAAUUCAACCUGAAAUAAAUAAAUAAAUAAAUAAAUAUUAACUAAAAAUAACUUCAAACUGAAAUAAAUAAAUAAACAAAUCGGAGUCACAAAUAGCCAUCAAUUACUCAUCAAAAGAAAGUAAAUUCCACCACCUCAAUCCCCCACCCUUGAUUAAACACUGAAAAUAAAACAAAAGAUGGAGACAGGUUUUUCCUAUUUAAUCUUAUUUUGUUAUAUUUCUCCCUCUCC